Toxoplasma gondii ME49 is the source of this 2393-nucleotide messenger RNA. Its product is annotated as mRNA capping enzyme. The record is from RefSeq and is a predicted model, not a curated record. Gene Ontology annotation, molecular function: ATP binding; mRNA guanylyltransferase activity. Gene Ontology annotation, biological process: 7-methylguanosine mRNA capping. The coding region runs from base 469 to 1998 and encodes 509 amino acids. The transcript is spliced from 10 exons. NCBI's taxonomy places the organism in Eukaryota, Apicomplexa, Conoidasida, Eucoccidiorida, Sarcocystidae.
CUUCCACUUUCGAACAAAUACGUUUUAUUCCUUCGCUUUCUUGGCGUCUCCGGGGGAGGCCUUCACCGACAAAGCUCUCCGCGUUCCUCAAAGUUCACAGAGCCUCUUGGGUUUCCUCUCCAAGAAAGAUCUCCGUCCUGUCUGGGAGGACUUCACCUCUCUAUUAGACGCAACUGUGAGACAGAAAACCGCAGAUGAAGAACGAAAUAGGAACAUGCAAGCCACCAAUGUAGGCUUCUCUUCCCUUCGUCGCUGGACUCUCUCAAUCUCCUCUCUCUCCUUCCUCUUCUCUCUCUCCGUCUUCUCGCUUCUUCAUCUCUCUCCUUCCUCGUCUCCCUCUCCGUCUUCUCGCUUCUUCAUCUCUCUCCUUCCUCGUCUCCCUCUCCGUCUUCUUGCUUCUUCAUCUCUCUCCUUCCUCGUCUCUCUCUCCUUCUCUCUCUUCUCUCCUUCUUCUCUUGUCUUUCAACGAUGAACGCUCUCCAUUCAGAGGCCAUCCCACCGCCGCCGGAGGAUGGCCGACGAACUGCACACGGCGAGAAACUACGCUCCUCUUCCUCUUCUUCUCCUUCCUCUUCUCCUUCUUCCUCUUCUCCUUCUUCUUCCUCUUCUUCUUCCUCUUCGUCUUCUCCUUCUUCUUCCUCUUCUUCUCCAGUCCACAGUCUCGCUGUGUCGCCGGCGGAGUUGCCGGGGAUUUUGGAAGGCGACGCCUCGGGGCUUCUGCCUCCAGAGCAGGCGCAGCGCGUACGCGAGCGAGUGCGAAAAAUGUGCGGUUGGUCGAGAGACUCUUUUCCAGGUGGACAGCCUGUGAGCUUGAGCAAAAGCAACCUCACAGAAUUAUUUCGCAAUCCGUAUGUCGCUUGCGAGAAGACAGAUGGCAUUCGUUUCCUUCUGCUUGCUGCCUCGGGAUGCAUUUUCCUCAUCGGCAGAAAAGAAGAGGUGCGGAUGAUUCCCGACAAAUUUCUUCCGCGAAAAGGCCGCCUCCACGAGCCUCAGCAGUUGACGCUUUUGGACGGCGAGCUCGUCAUGGACCGUCUGCCGAACGGAGAGAGCGUCGCGCGUUACUUGAUUUACGACGCGAUUUGCAUUGAACGAGAUGAAUCAAUAAAAGAAUUAAAUCUCAUGGGGCGUCUGGCAGCAGUAGCAGAGCGCGUGGUGGCACCACUGAGAGAACUCGAGGAGGAAGAGCGCAUGCAGAGCGAAAGAAAUGAGGCGGCGAGAGAGUCGCAUGCGAACGACGGAACCGGCGAGGCGCAGCUGGCGAAGACAGGACGCACAAAAGGAAAAAACUCUCUGGAAAUCUAUCUCAAGGAUUUUUUCGAGAUCUUCGACUUGCUGCACAUUCAGCGCAUGGCGUUGCGUCUGCCUCACGAGUCCGACGGAAUUAUUUUCACUCCUGUCAACCUGCCCUACGCGACAGGCACAUGCAGGCAAUUGCUCAAGUGGAAGCCGCCGCACCUAAACACUGUCGAUUUUAGCGCCGACGCACUUUACGACGAACAAGGAGUUCCCCGCCUCUUUCAGCUCUACAUCGCCGACCAUGGUGUUCGUGUGUUCAAGGGCGAGUUCCUCGCCCCCUACGGGAAACUCUACAAGGAACUUCUUCAGAUGGCCAGUUCCACGCGCCUCAGUGGCACAAUCGUCGAGUGCUUCUGGUUCGCUUCUCCGCCAGUGUACACCUUCGUCCCCUCUCUGAGGAGCGCCGAGGACUCGCGCAGCGACAAAGAAGUCUGCAGAUGGAGAGCGUGGAACGCAGCGAAGCCUCUGUACGACGUCGAAAAUGGAACGUGGAAGGAAGGCGGCUGGGUCGCCGAGCGCAUUCGAACGGACAAAAGUCUUCCGAACUCUUUCCAAGUCAUGAAGAAGGUUCAGCAGAGUAUCGAUGACAGCAUCACGUUCCGAACGCUCCUGCGGGAGGCUGAACGGUAUCGCAUCCACGGAAAAAAGACUGUCGGCGAAGGAUGCACUUUGCCCCCUGACCACAAGAAGAAAGCGUCUUGAAAACGCCAAGUCGCUUCCGGGGAAACGCACAUUUCUCCGUGGAAGCGUUUCUUUCAUGAGCACAUCGCUCUUUUUCUCUUUCCAGACGCGUGAAGCUCGAGAUCGGGUCUGUCUCAUGGCUCCCCGUGCGGCCGCUGUAGGCCAAGUCCUUUCGCUGUCGGCACACGAACUUUGCGAUCUCGAGAGUGGAUCGUCACGCCACUGCAUGCGUGAGGCAAAGACGCCUUUGCAGCACCACACAUUGCUCUAAAUCGCUUCGUCUGCCGAGACAGCUGCCUCUCAAUCCAAAAUACCAUGCUCGCUGAAACGCGCUCACCCCUCUGUGCAAGAACUCGCGCGACCCUGCCGUCUCACACUAAUGGGAUGCUACGGAGAGACACAGUCAUAAAUUUCAC